GGGGGAGGGACAUCACUGGAUCACAUAGCUUGGGUUUGUAGCAUCCUUGUAGCUCCUCAAGUCUUGCCUUUGAAUAAAAUGCUAUGAAAGAAAAACAGAAAACAGCCGAGAAGGACAAAGCGAGACGUGAUAUUGCACGGAGGUGAUAUUGUGGUGAACGCAGGGACCUAGAGGGGAAGAGAGCUGGCAAUUUACAGACUCUCAGCUGCUGUGUUCUUAGCUGAGGAACGAAGGAGGAGGGGUGAAAGGAGAAAUUCCCUUUCCUUUUUUCCAUCGGCUGCCUGGAAAACCUUGGAAGGACAUCAGCCGUGGCCACAUUUCUUCAUGAACAGCAUCAUUACUCCAGUCUUGGGUGUCACACGAUCCUUCAGAAAUCAUUUUAAUAUGCUGAUUUGCUGCUCAAGAAACAUUUCUGAUUAUUGCCGAUGUUGAAGACAGCUGCGCUGGAUUGUCUGAAGAACUGUAUUUAUUUGCCGUCACUUUUUGAUCAGUGUAAAGUAUUAAUUUCUUUCAUCAAAAAUCUAUUAUUAUUGAACAAUGUUGUAUUUGCAGAAUAAACCUUGCGCUUAUACACAAACUUUUUAACUGUACACGUCAAAUGUAAUAUUCGAAAACAAGGGUGAUCCCUGUCUCCAAAAGCUGUUCAUAUUUGUUUUAAAAGUCCUUAUUUCGAAUACUUCAGUUCUGGAGGAAUUCUUAAAUUAAUUUACUAAACUAUAUGUCUUUCUAAACCUGUACGACUUUAUUCCGUGGAACGCAAAAGUGUGUUUUUUCCGUAACAAUAUCAAAUGUUCAACAAAUUGCAAACUUUUCCUGCAAAACAAUCCCAUUCUUUGACUUAAAGUCGUACAGAUUUAGAACGAUAUGAAGGUGAGCAGGCUAAACCAUAACUGAAUUGUCUUUUUUUUUUUUUUUUUGACAUGUCCCUUUAACUGCACAAGCAGCUCUUUGUGAAUGGAGACACGCUGCGGUUUAGGAGAUUUCUACAUUCUCAUUCACAUCCACCGAGAUCUCGACAGCAGAGUCUCCUAUUCUCUAUUUUAAGCGUCGAGCCUCGUUCCUGUCUCCAGCCCCCACAUCCACAAACACACACACACACACACACACACACACACAGAUCCUAACGGUUGUAAUGUGGAAGGAAGCUUGUGGUUUGCCAACAGUAUCUUAAAAGCUCACACAUCCAUAUGUCGUCCACAGGGUUUGUACUCAUGCGCGCACACACACACACACACACACACACACACACACACACACACUCACGCCACAAGCCCACACAUUCAGUCAAGUUCAUGCAAUCACACACAGAUUUUUUCACUGAUGCGUCCAAAAUUCCCUUUUCCCUUUUGUGAGUUUCUAAUCGAUCGAGUGCUUUCAAAUACAGUGACUUAAGUUUUAAUAAUGUUUCUGAAUUCAAUCUCAGACGUUCACGAAGAGAGUUGUGUGUCUUUAAAAACGCCAAAUUUUGACCAAAUCCCAUCUUUUGCGAAAUGUUUGGAUUUUUCGACAGUAGCUGUAUGCAUCAAAGAAUCACAAAAAUGUGAAGCAGCACGUCUUUAGCAUCGAUAAUAGUCUUUUAAUAAUCGUUUCUUACGCAGCGUAUCAGCAUGAUUUCUGAAGAUUUCGAUUUAAAAAUCAAAUGCAUGCAUGAAGUGUCAUGAUGUUUACUUUUAUGAUCCUUUUUGUUUUCCUGUAAUUUUCCAUAGACCCACAAGCUAGGCUAGCAGUCAGCUAUGUAUUAAAAACAAAGGCAAACUGCAUCUAUCGAUCUAACUCUUUCACAGGACUCUUGCAGGAGUUGAGGAUCACCUGAGCGUCAUGGCCGAGGCCUUCUGGAGGACUGAAUCCCUGUAGGGUUGCCUUCGAAGCGCGCUCCCGCAAGAACCAUGUCUCUGACCACCACCAAACCCGACAUGUUCACCUCCGCCCUGACCCCGUUCCAGGCCCCCACGCUCCCCCUCACCACCUUCAUUCCCGUCCUCACGAGUACAGCGGAGCCCAGAACGGAGCCGGAGAACGUGACGUUCAGAACCACCUUCCGCUCCGUCACGACGUCCGCGAACGAGACCGGCCUGAACUCCACGCAGCUGCCGGUGGCGUCGGUGGAGGGCGGCGGGAUGGGGAUGGUGCUCGUGCCCUUCGGCAUCAUCACAGUCAUCGGGCUGGCUGUCGUGGUGCUUCUGUACAUCAGGAAAAAGAAAAGGCUGGAGAAACUGAGACACCAGCUGAUGCCCAUGUAUAACUUUGAUCCAGCUGAAGAACAGGAUGAUCUAGAGCAGGAACUCUUGGACCACGGACGAGACGGAAGCCCAGCGGGACCAAACUCCAAAACACUGACCACAAGUCAGGGAACGACUCAAAAACCCAGUCGACUUGUUUUCACUGACGUGGCCGAUGCCAUUAAUGCGUGACGACACUGACGUGCCGCACGGGAACAAAAGGACACAGAACUCUGGACAACUGGAUUCAGGAAUAUUUGGUACGAUAGAGUACACUGUAAAAAAUAAAAUCUAAAACAUCG
Puntigrus tetrazona (Sumatra barb) is the source of this 2521-nucleotide messenger RNA. RefSeq lists its product as uncharacterized. The transcript is spliced from 5 exons. Bases 1887 to 2411 code for a protein of 174 amino acids. The record is from RefSeq and is a predicted model, not a curated record. Lineage: Eukaryota; Metazoa; Chordata; Actinopteri; Cypriniformes; Cyprinidae.